Molecule: messenger RNA, 4153 nt
Organism: Bombus terrestris (buff-tailed bumblebee)
Lineage: Eukaryota; Metazoa; Arthropoda; Insecta; Hymenoptera; Apidae
Gene: Rab11
Product: ras-related protein Rab-11A
Exons: 5
Coding region: 289-936 (215 amino acids)
Biological process (GO): exocytosis
Cellular component (GO): recycling endosome
Molecular function (GO): GTPase activity; GTP binding
Source: RefSeq, a predicted model, not a curated record
UAUCGGGUUUGGAGGGGCGUAGAAAGGAGGCCAUAUUGUACAGUUAAAUUGAAAGAACGAAAAUAAUUAUAUCAUCGUAUAGUCGUGCUUGUUUCGUUUCAUAUUUUUUCUACCGUACAUAUCCACCUAGGUGUUGUACGUACGCCGUGAGUAGAUAAACAGUGCGCAAAGUCUAUUUGGUUGCUUCGACAAUUUCAUUUUUGUAAAUAACUACAAGUUGUAGUAGUGUGUUCCGAUAUCUAGGUAUCGUCCGUCAGUCUACUAAAGGGGUUUAUUGCUCCAGACGAGAUGGGCACUCGGGAUGACGAAUAUGAUUAUUUAUUUAAAGUUGUUCUUAUUGGUGAUUCUGGUGUAGGAAAAAGUAAUCUUUUGUCAAGAUUUACAAGAAAUGAAUUCAAUUUGGAAUCAAAGUCGACUAUAGGAGUUGAAUUUGCUACGCGUAGUAUACAAGUAGAUGGGAAAACUAUUAAAGCUCAGAUUUGGGACACAGCAGGACAAGAGCGUUAUCGCGCUAUUACAUCUGCGUACUAUCGUGGUGCGGUUGGAGCUCUGCUGGUGUACGAUAUCGCGAAGCAUUUGACGUACGAAAAUGUGGAGAGAUGGUUGCGAGAAUUGCGGGACCAUGCUGAUCAAAACAUCGUUAUUAUGUUGGUGGGAAAUAAAUCUGACUUAAGGCAUCUACGUGCGGUUCCAACCGACGAGGCGAAAGCGUUCGCGGAGAGAAACGGCCUCUCUUUUAUUGAAACUUCUGCUUUAGAUUCUACAAAUGUUGAGACAGCGUUUCAAAAUAUAUUAACAGAAAUCUACAGAAUCGUAUCGCAGAAACAGAUACGUGACCCACCCGAAGGUGAUACAAUCCGGCCACAAAACGUAGAACCCAUCGACGUGAAGCCAACAAUGAACUCAGAGGGAAUGCGCAAGCAGUGCUGCCAGUGACUCACCUUGCUGCUUAAAAUAAGGACAUACAAAGAGGCAGAGGGAAAAAGAAAAGAGGUCGACGGUAAACGUAACAGGUGCAAACAGUACAAGAAUCAAGACUAUUUACGAAUAUAAGUAUACACUGAUUACUGGUUUCCCAAAUAAUCCGGCGUUCUGGAUGCAAAAUAGACUGUUCUUUGGCUCCGUUAUUUUAUGGAAGCAGAUAUUAAUAGUAGUACUUAAAAGAAACAUCAAAAGACAUCUGUACAAUUUUGCCCUCAACAGUCGCUUCAAUUUAAUUGAAACAUAUUACUAUUACUGCUGUUAUUAGUACUGCUACUACUAAUAUUAAUACUAUUACUACUAUUACAACUACUACUACUACUAUUACUAUUACUAUUAUUAUUACCACUACUAGUAUCAAUGUCGCUACCAUCAGUAUCAUUAAAUCAGUCUUUUUUGACCAUGGAACAAACAAAUUUUUGUUAUUAUUUCUAUGCUUUAGUUGAAAAUGUAAUAGGAAAGAUUAAUAUCAUAGACUCCUCAAGUUCCUUCGGAUUAUUUGGGAAAUGAAUGAUGAGAAUCGGGGAAAAUCUAGCGACACGUAUAUACAAUAGCUGGAUACGUUGGAGUAAAGAAUACCAUAGACACGAUCAUACAACCCAAAAAUACAUCAUCAGAAAUAUUUACGAAGGACGAAGAUAUGCAUAUGCACUAAUUCUGUCCCCGAAAUUCAUCCUGCCUCUCUCCCUUCCUCUCUAAUCUCUCGCCACUAUCUUUAUCUCUGAUAUGUUACAAUAAGUCAGUGUUGUAUUACUGCUUCUUUAUAAUACAUAUGUUAUUCUACUUGACACGUAGAAGCGAACGGUUUAUAAACGUUACACAAAAAAAUGUGUCUGAAAUACUUGGUCGCAUCUUGGAGGGAUGUAUACUUUGUGAGUCACAGGGAUGAAAAGAGUGUACCAUGGGUGUCGAAAGUGAUGAUCUUCAUAAAGGAAUUUCUAAAGUGUACUAAAAAGUGCAAGUGAAUGUUUACAAUUAAUUAUAGAUUAACAAUUAUAUAUUCUUCCAUAAGUGAGCUGAGUAAGAAAUUGUACGAGCAAAUUAGUCACCUGAAAUUGUAUCCAUAGUGCAUCAACUUGAUGGCAAAGAUUGGAUCGAAAGAUGCAAGCAAUAAUUAUUUGUUAAGUAGCAAAGCAUUAGUAUAAAUAUCUUUUUGGUUUUUGAUCUUACGACUGAUGAUGUAUCAUUGUUCCAAAAUUUGGCCGAAUGUUUCAGAGACAGUCUAUAUUAUAACAUAAGUGAAGUCUUGCAGUUUAAGUAUACAGGUGCACGAUUAUAGAAGAAGACAAAUAAGAGAACAAGAUAGAAGAAGCUUAACGAGAGCAACUGAGGAGGAAAACAAAAAACGAAAAAAAAAAAAGAAUUAAAUCGGACUUGAAACACUUUUAUUGUUGCUCACUCUCUGCUUUCGAAUUUGCACCGUAGCGUUGACCUUGAAAUACGAUAAGCAGCUUAUCCAUUUUUUAAACAAACAAAAGAACACUUUCUCCGAAGGUAUUCUUUUUUUCCAAGUGGAAAAAAGCUGAGAAGUAAAAGAACCGAAAGAACGAAGGAAGAAUUGAAAUUUUGACACAGGAAUUAACGAAUUCAAAUUUUGACGCGUAUCAUAAAAGUGAUAAUACACGAAAGUACACUAUUUGCGAGAUUAUAUCGUACUUUCUAGGCGUCUAAUAAUUAUCGCUUCGAUGUGUGUAGCCGCAAUGUAAUCUGUUAUCGUUACAAGUCCUCGUUGUAUCUUGAUGAAUAAAUAGAGAGUGAGUAAAACGUUGAAAUAUUGAAAUGUCUACACCUCGCUGUAUUAUGCGAGGACAUUGAUGGUUCGUGCAAUAGUAAUCAUACCAAGAAAACGAAAAAAUGAGCACACAGAACCGUUUAUAGGGAACUAUAACAUUAUUCUUUUCUUUUCUUUUUAAUUUGAAAAAUAUCAUUAACACGUUGAUUGCCACGGCGAUCAUCGGUGAUGAACGUUACUAAUCCUUUUCUUAAAUAAGAUAAAUUUCAUGAACUAAUAAGUUGUCAACAAUGUAAAUGAUUUGGAUAAUAUUAUCAGAAGAAAGUGUAAAUACUAUAUAAUAUCUGCAAAAAUUAAAUUUUAUGGUAUAGUAUAUUUCAAUCAAGCUUCUAGACAAAAUAUCAAAAAUGACGUGGCAGUCAACGUGUUAACAAAUACAAGAAGUCUUGGAAAUAUAAUUUAUGCUUUUCUGAGAGCGCUAUUUAUUAGUAACAUAAUUAUCUCUUUUAUCGCAAUUUACCUGGUAAAUUGCAAUAAGUAAUAGAGAUAACUACCAGUAGUGUUCCGGUAAAAGUGUGAAUUUUAUUGAAAAUACUUCUCUUUAAAUAAAUAAUCAUUUUUAUUUUUCAAAAUAGCUUAAUGAGCAAUUAAUAAGAGGAAAAAAAGAAUGAAUUUAGAAAGUCCGCAAGAUUAUGCGUGACCAUACAUAAGAAGUAAAAUUCCUCUGGCUGACUAGUCAGCUUUUAAAAUGUAAAUUCAUUUCGAAGCAAUGAUAGCCGAAAAAUUCUAAUUUCGUGUCAGAGCGUGCGAUGAAUUAACAGAACAAUGGAAGAAUCAUACUUUUCCCUUCGGGUAUACAUACAACAUGCCUUUUUAGUUUCCAUUUUGUACCAUUAGGUUAUUAAAUACGAUACUUGAUGGAACUUUUUCAAGUUCCAUUUUUGCGAAGAUUGAAUUUGUACGAAUGGAAUAUUUAGAACGAUGAAUUUUUAGACGUUAUUGAGAUCAGUUUAUUCUCCGUUGAUUCGAUAUAUAUAUAUAUACAUAUAUAUAUAUAUAUACUCACACCACACGAAAUAAAUAAUAUAUAUAUAUAUAUAUUAAUAUAUAUAUUAUUAUAUAUAUAUAUGAAAGAAGAUAUCGCCGAAUCGGCGACAUUUUAUUAACCAAUGCUUUGUACUUCAUAAUUUUAUUAAUAAAAUCACUUUUGCUUUGAACAUAUAUGUAUACGUGUGUAUUGUACAAUUUUUCGUUUUGUUAGCCGAAAAAUAUUGAUAUUAAUCAAUAUAGCUUUGUAUAAAUAGGUACAUUAUAUAUCGCUACUUUUAUCAUAAUUUUAAGACUGUAUAUACAAAGAAUCUCAAAACUCACAUGAUACAAUGCAGAUGAUAUGCAAUAAUUCGAUACUACACUUAACAAUAAAUUAUGCGAUUAUUUACA